Messenger RNA from Empidonax traillii (willow flycatcher), 10495 nucleotides. RefSeq names its product EMAP like 5 (gene EML5). The transcript is spliced from 44 exons. Gene Ontology annotation, molecular function: microtubule binding. Lineage: Eukaryota; Metazoa; Chordata; Aves; Passeriformes; Tyrannidae. The record is from RefSeq and is a predicted model, not a curated record. The coding region runs from base 125 to 6058 and encodes 1977 amino acids.
UCGGCGGGCAGGGAUUAGCGCGGCGGACACAGAGCCGAGCGGAGGGGGCGGCCGGCCCGUCGCCCCCUUCCCGCGGGGUCUCCGGCGGGGGAGAGCCGUACCCGGCCGGCGGGGGCGGGUGGACAUGGCUGACCGGAGCGCGCCGAGCUGCCACCUGCGGCUGGAGUGGGUCUACGGCUACCGGGGUCACCAGUGCCGCAACAACCUCUAUUACACGGCGGCCAAGGAGAUCGUCUACUUCGUGGCGGGGGUCGGCGUGGUCUAUAGCCCCCGGGAGCACCGGCAGAAAUUCUACCUGGGGCACCAGGACGACAUCAUCAGCCUUGCUUUGCAUCCUGAACGUGUGUUGGUGGCAACAGGUCAAGUUGGAAAAGAACCGUACAUCUGCGUGUGGGAUUCAUACACUGUGCAAACUGUAUCUGUUCUGAAAGAUGUUCACACACACGGUAUAGCUUGCUUGGCUUUUGAUUUAGAUGGUCAGCGUUUGGUCUCAGUUGGUUUGGAUUCAAAAAAUACAGUUUGUGUAUGGGACUGGAGAAAAGGAAAAUUGUUAUCAAUGGCUCCUGGUCAUACAGACAGAAUAUUUGAUAUUUCUUGGGAUUUAUACCAGCCAAACAAGCUCGUCAGCUGUGGUGUAAAACACAUCAAGUUCUGGAGUUUGUGUGGCAAUUCAUUGACACCAAAACGUGGUGUUUUUGGCAAAACCGGUGAUCUCCAGACUAUAUUGUGCCUCGCCUGUGCAAGGGAUGAAGUGACGUAUUCUGGUGCAUUGAAUGGAGAUAUCUACGUAUGGAAAGGAAUCAACCUCGUAAGGACAAUACAAGGAGCACAUGCUGCAGGAAUUUUCAGCAUGAAUGCAUGUGAAGAGGGUUUUGCCACUGGUGGCAGGGAUGGCUGUGUUCGCUUAUGGGACUUAAAUUUUAAACCAAUUACUGUGAUUGAUCUCAGGGAAACAGACCAGGGAUAUAAAGGUCUAUCUGUAAGAAGUGUUUGCUGGAGAGGAGACCAUAUACUUGUCGGGACACAAGACAGUGAAAUUUUUGAAAUUGUGGUGCAUGAGCGUAAUAAGCCUUUCCUGAUAAUGCAGGGGCACUGUGAAGGAGAGCUGUGGGCUUUGGCUGUCCAUCCUACAAAACCCCUGGCAAUGACUGGAAGCGAUGAUCGAUCAGUCAGAAUUUGGAGUUUAAUAGAUCAUGCUCUGAUUGCCCGGUGCAACAUGGAGGAACCCAUUCGCUGUGCCGCAGUCAGUACUGAUGGAAUCCAUCUUGCUCUGGGUAUGAAGGAUGGCUCUUUCACUGUGCUCCGAGUCAGAGAUAUGACUGAGGUUGUUCAUAUCAAAGACAGGAAAGAAGCUAUUCAUGAACUCAAAUAUUCUCCAGAUGGGAAUUUCCUAGCUGUCGGUUCCAAUGACAGCUCUGUGGAUAUAUAUGGUGUUGUUCAACGAUACAAGAAGGUUGGGGAAUGUAUUGGAUCUUUAAGCUUCAUCACCCAUAUGGAUUGGUCUUCAGACAGUAAAUACUUACAGACCAAUGAUGGCAAUGGAAAGAGACUUUUUUACAGAAUGCCAAGUGGAAAAGAAGUAACAAACAAGGAGGAAUUAAAAGGCAUUCAGUGGGCAUCAUGGACCUGUGUUUCUGGUGUAGAAGUUAAUGGAAUCUGGCCCAAAUAUUCAGAUAUAAAUGAUAUAAAUUCUGUGGAUGCAAAUUUUAUUGGGCAAGUUAUGGUUACAGCUGAUGAUUAUGGAAUAGUAAAGCUCUUUCGAUACCCAUGUCUAAGAAAAGGAGCAAAAUUUAAAAAGUAUCUCGGUCAUUCUGCUCACGUGACCAAUGUCAGAUGGUCCCAUGAUCACCAGUGGGUUGUUUCCAUUGGGGGAGCUGAUCACUCUGUCUUUCAGUGGAAGUUUGUACCUGACCGGAAGUUGAAGGAUUCUCUUCAUAUAGCACCCCAAGAGAGUCUGGUUGACUCUAAUAGUGAUGAAUCAGAUUCAGAUCAGUCUGAUGUUCCAGAGCUGGACUCUGAAAUUGAGCAAGAGACACAGAUCACCUAUCGUCGACAGGUUUACAAAGAAGAUCUACCUCAACUUAAAGAGCAAUGCAAAGAGAAAAGAAAAAGUGCAGCUUCUAAGAGACGUGAGCGAGCUCCAGGGAACAGUAUAAGACUACAUUUUGUUCAUGGUUACAGAGGUUACGACUGUCGAAGCAAUUUAUUUUACACUCAGACGGGUGAAAUCGUAUACCACGUGGCAGCGGUGGGAGUGGUGUACAACCGGCAGCAGAACACACAGCACUUCUAUCUGGGUCACGAUGAUGACAUUCUUUGCCUUGCUAUUCAUCCCUUAAAGGACUAUGUGGCAACAGGCCAGGUUGGUCGAGAUCCCUCAAUACACAUUUGGGAUACAGAAACAAUAAAACCACUCUCAGUAUUAAAGGGCUAUCACCAGUACGGUGUUUGUGCCGUUGAUUUUUCAGCUGAUGGGAAACGAUUGGCUUCUGUUGGAAUAGAUGACAAUCACACUAUUGUACUCUGGGACUGGAAGAAAGGAGAAAAGCUUUCAGCAGUAAGGGGAAGCAAAGAUAAGAUUUUUGUGGUUAAGAUUAAUCCUUACAUGCCUGAUAAACUGAUUACAGUUGGAAUUAAACACAUGAAAUUCUGGCGUAGAGCAGGUGGAGGACUAAUUGGGAGAAAGGGCUGCAUAGGUGCACUGGGAAGAACUGAUACAAUGAUGUGUGCAGUAUAUGGCUGGACUGAAGAGAUGGCGUUCUCUGGAACUUCCACGGGGGAUGUGUGUAUUUGGAGAGAUGUGUUUCUCCUAAAAACUGUGAAAGCACAUGAUGGUCCUGUGUUCAGCAUGCACGCACUGGAAAAAGGAUUUGUCACUGGAGGAAAGGAUGGGGUAGUAGCUCUCUGGGAUGAUACUUUUGAACGUUGUCUCAAAACCUAUGCCAUCAAAAGGGCUGCUUUGGCCCCUGGGUCUAAAGGUCUCCUCUUAGAAGAUAAUCCUUCUAUACGUGCCAUAUCAUUAGGACAUGGUCAUAUUUUAGUGGGCACAAAGAAUGGUGAAAUACUGGAGGUGGAUAAAAGUGGACCAAUAACUCUGCUGGUUCAGGGUCACAUGGAGGGGGAAGUUUGGGGUCUAGCUACUCAUCCUCAUUUACCUAUUUGUGCCACUGUAAGUGAUGACAAAACCUUAAGAAUAUGGGAUUUAUCUCCUAGCCAUUGUAUGUUAGCUGUUCGCAAAUUGAAAAAGGGAGGCAGAUGUUGCUGCUUUUCUCCUGAUGGAAAAGCAUUAGCUGUUGGUCUCAACGAUGGAAGUUUUUUGAUAGUUAAUGCAGAUACCCUGGAGGAUCUAGUCUCUUUCCAGCACAGAAAAGAUGUUAUUUCAGAGAUACGAUUUUCUCCUGGGGCUGGAAAGUACUUGGCUGUGGCAUCCUGUGACAAUUUUGUAGAUAUUUACAAUGUAAUGAGUAGUAAACGGGUAGGAAUCUGCAAGGGAGCCUCCAGCUAUAUCACGCACAUGGACUGGGACAUAAGAGGAAAACUCUUGCAGGUCAACACUGGUGCUAAAGAGCAGUUGUUUUUUGAAGCUCCUCGUGGGAAAAAACAGACAAUUCCUACUUUGGAGGUAGAAAAGAUUGGCUGGGCAUCAUGGACAAGCGUUUUGGGCUCUUGCUGUGAAGGAAUCUGGCCAAUAAUUGGUGAAGUCACAGAUGUAACUGCUUCAUGCCUCACUAGUGAUAGUAAAGUUUUAGCUACGGGAGAUGAUUUUGGGUUUGUGAAACUGUUCCGAUACCCUGCUAAAGGAAAGUUUGGAAAAUUUAAGAGGUAUGUUGCUCACAGUACCCACGUAACAAAUGUCCGUUGGACCUACGACGACAGUUUGUUGGUCACUGUUGGAGGAGCAGACACCUCUUUAAUGCUGUGGACUUAUGAGAUGGAAGGGCAUCGGGAUAGCAGGCAGUGUGACAGUGAAGAGUCUGACCUAGAUUCUGAAGAAGAUGGAGGUUAUGACAGUGAUGUAACAAGGGAAAAUGAAAUUAAUUACACCAUCAAAGCCUUAUCAACAAACAUUAGACCAAUGUUUGGAAUUAAGCCUCAUCUGCAACAAAAGGAGCCAACCUUAGAUGAAAGGCAAGGGGUAGUAAGAGGUUCCAGACCACCAGUUAGUAGGGCAUUGCCACAGCCGGAGAAACUUCAGACAAACAACGUGGGGAAAAAAAAGAGACCUAUAGAGGACCUAAUUUUGGAGCUGGUAUUUGGGUAUCGAGGCAAGGACUGCAGGAACAAUGUGCACUAUUUGAAUGAUGGUGCUGAUGUAAUAUAUCAUACUGCAUCUGUUGGGAUCUUGUACAAUGUGGCAACAGGCUCUCAGUCUUUUUACCAGGAACACAAUGAUGAUAUUUUGUGCCUCACUGUUAAUCAACACCCCAAGUUUACCAACAUAGUGGCAACUGGCCAAGUAGGAGACUCAGCAGAUAUGUCAGCUACAGCUCCUUCUAUCCAUGUGUGGGAUGCGAUGAACAAACAGACACUGUCAGUACUGCGGUGCUACCAUUCAAAGGGCGUUUGCUCGGUCAGUUUCAGUGCCACUGGCAAACUGCUGCUGUCCGUGGGGCUGGAUCCUGAACAUACCAUUACCAUUUGGAAGUGGCAGGAAGGUGCCAAAAUUGCCAGCAGAGCUGGACAUAACCAGCGUAUAUUUGUAGCAGAAUUCAGACCAGAUUCAGAUACCCAGUUUGUUUCUGUGGGAGUAAAACAUGUGAGGUUCUGGACACUGGCUGGAAGAGCUCUUCUCAGUAAAAAAGGGCUGCUGAGCUCCAUAGAAGAUGCCCGCAUGCAGACAAUGCUAUCUGUAGCUUUUGGAGCGAAUAACUUGACAUUUACAGGUACAAUCAGUGGAGAUGUUUGUGUUUGGAAAGAUCAUGUGUUGAUACGAAUUGUGGCCAAAGCUCACAACGGACCUGUUUUCACAAUGUACACCACAUUAAGAGAUGGUUUGAUUGUUACAGGAGGCAAAGAAAGGCCUUCAAAGGAAGGAGGAGCAGUUAAGCUAUGGGAUCAAGAGCUAAAAAGAUGUCGUGCCUUCAGACUAGAGACAGGACAAAUGACAGACUGUGUUCGUUCUGUUUGCAGAGGAAAGGGGAAAAUUCUCGUUGGGACAAGAAAUGCUGAAAUAAUUGAAGUUGGAGAGAAAAAUGCUGCAUGUAACAUUUUAAUUAAUGGUCAUAUGGAUGGACCAAUCUGGGGCCUAGCCACGCAUCCAUCCAGAGAUUUUUUCCUUUCUGCUGCAGAAGAUGGCACAGUAAGACUCUGGGAUAUUGUUGAAAAGAAGAUGCUAAACAAAGUCAGCUUAGGACAUGCAGCUCGUACUGUUUGUUACAGCCCAGAAGGUGAUAUGGUAGCUAUUGGCAUGAAAAAUGGAGAAUUUAUUAUCUUGCUUGUGACCUCUCUAAAAAUUUGGGGGAAAAAAAGGGACAGAAGAUCAGCGAUUCAAGAUAUCAGGUUUAGCCCAGAUUCCCGAUACUUAGCAGUUGGUUCCAGUGAGAAUGCAGUGGAUUUUUAUGAUCUGACUUUGGGUCCCACACUAAAUCGAAUCAGCUAUUGCAAAGAUAUCCCAAGUUUUGUGAUCCAGAUGGACUUCUCUGCUGACAGCUCUUAUCUCCAGGUCUCUACGGGGUCUUACAAAAGGCAAGUGUAUGAAGUGCCUUCAGGAAAACAGCUUGUGGACCAGGCUGUGAUUGACAGAAUAACGUGGGCUACUUGGACAAGUGUUCUUGGGGAUGAAGUAAUUGGAAUCUGGUCCAGGCAUGCUGAAAAAGCUGAUGUAAACUGUGCUUGUGUCUCUCACUCGGGAAUCAAUCUUGUAACAGGCGAUGAUUUUGGCAUGGUCAAACUGUUUGACUUUCCAUGUCCUGAAAAAUUUGCAAAACACAAACGAUUUUUAGGUCACUCUGCCCAUUUAACUAAUAUUCGAUUUACAAGUGGAGAUAGAUAUGUGGUCAGUGCCGGAGGGGACGACUGCAGCCUAUUUGUUUGGAAAUGUGUGCAUAUGCCUCAUUGAGAGAGACAUGGAGACCUGCAGGAGGACACUGCAUGAAGUACCAGGCAUGAAACACCCAGGAUUGCAAUGUGACGUUCUACUGUGCCCUGCAUGUGCAAGAAAUGGUGCUGCCCCAAGACACAGAGCACUCUGGCUCUGAAAGACAAAUACCAAGAGUCUGCCAGAAGGAUGGACUGUCACAGAUGUGCUGAGGCUGCUAGAUUUGCUUCAGUAUCAGCUAAUCCGGGUUUGUAUUCCACUCACUGCCAGAUGUUGAAAAUGGAAUAUGUGGAUGAAAGGAAAAAGUGAAUUGUUAAUCAAUGUACAGUCUCACAGCAAGUUCCCGGGGUUUUAAUCAAGCGAUGCUAUUUCUGACCUAGUGCUGUACAUUGAUCUAUUUUCAGCAUGAAUGUUUUUCCUUUUAAGUUGAGGUCUAAAUAACAUAGAUAAAAAGAGUAUUCCAUAUUUUAUUACUGAAAGAGACAAUAUAUUAACUCACAAAUAAAUAGUAUUUUAAUAAAUGUUUAAUUAUUAUAAUGGAAAUUAUAUUUCUAUGGCUGGUCAAAAGGAAACAUCAUCUGGUGAAGCAGAAAAUAAUAGAGCUGACUCCUUAGGACUGAAAUAUUUCUGUAUUUAGAGGCCUGGGUCACAGUCAUGUCUGGUGAAAGCCGUUGGAUAUGCAUGAUCUUCAUGGCUAAUUUAGUGUUUUUGUUGCACUUAAACAUUAAAUUAGUUCUGUGAGCAAAAAUAGAUUUGCUCACUUUGCGAGUGCCUUUCCCACUACCUAAAAGUCUAACUCCAAUUUUUGCCUUGUGAAUAAAAGUAUUCUCAGUGGAAGAGAGAUUAUUGCUGUGUUACUUGACUGGGAUGUUAACCUCCAUGUUGGAAAUGAGGACUAGGAUGAGGAUUUUGUAGUCUUCUUAAUCAGUAAAGCUUCAGAUGUCACCAGUGGCAAAAAUAGAAUUUCAUAGCAAUAUGAAUUCAUUUUAUUUUCUCAGCAUCAUAAGGGAGAUUCAGAGAGAAUAUAAACUUUCCAAGCAUUAUAUUUUGUACAUUUGAUCUUUUUAACAGAGUUAGGACUAUUUGGGAGAGGUCUCUACUCGGAUUUCUCUUCUGAUUGUAAAAGAUGUCAAAUCAUAUGCUUCUUUAAAUGGACCUGCUGUCAUCUCUAGCUUUUAUUCUAUCGUGUAACAUAACUGAGACUCUAAGUUGGAAAAACAUUUAAAUGAUAAAAAAAAACCUGAACAAAGCUACGUUUUGGGUACAAGUGAGGAAGAUUUCAUCAGCUGUUUGUCUAAAUCAUGUCACAAAGAUGCAUUACAGACAGUUAAUUUUCAUGCAACAUAGCCGGGAACAAAGUCACUAAUUAUCAGCACUGCUCUCAUUAUGGUAUUCUGCUGUGACCAUACAGCUCUCUUUCUCUGUGUAAGCCAGCAUUGCUUUGGCACUGGCACUUCUUUAGGUUUGUCAGUAGGCUUUGAUAUUAUUAAUCUCUUGCAUUUUUUUGUGCCAGACGUUAGUAAAAAAGAAACAAACCUCAUCUCUCCUUCUGAGCAUCUUGUGUGCAUGGUGGUUACAGAGGGAAUGGGAGGGCUUGCAGGUAGAAAAGACAGAGAAAAGUCACUGAGCCAAACCUCUAUGCUCUCCUAGGUCCAAAAAGGCUUGUUAUGUGCUAUACAAACCUAGUUACCCAACUGUCUUAGGUAAUAUAUUUUAUAUAUCAAGCUAUAACAAAUAUUUAUUUUGAAGAAUUUUAUGAACUAAAGAGUUAUCAGGUUUCUCAGCAUGAUGGUUCUUAGCAAAGUCUUGCCAGUCAUGCAGCUGCUAUUCUACAGGAGCAAACACUGUGUGGAUUUGGUCAUGAGUGUACAGGGAGAUCUUGCUGGUAACAUAUUUUACUUUAGGGGAAUUACAUAUAAGAAUUCAGAUUAGACCUAAUCUGUCUCAUAACCUAGUUUCCUGCCUGCCUGUUUUAUAUGAAAAUUAGUCUCUGGCAUUUAAAUCUUAUCUAUACCAGGCAAAUAGGUUGCAGAGUGCUAUUCUAUGGCUGUGAUUCUAUCCCUUAUUAAACAUGUCUCUGCAGGACUUCUUGACUUGAAGUAAGAUUUGUCCUGCCUCUACUUUAAAGUUGCCUUUCAUUGGCUCAUGAUGGAUGACUGUUAAGAGCUCCCUCAUAGUCUGUCCUACUCAGACUGCCAGAUCAAAGUCCAUAUUUUUCUGUCUCUGAGUUUUCCCCUCAAAAUCCUACACUUAAUGAGCUCUUCCAUAGGCCUUCACCCAGUGAAGGAGGUAUGUGGAUCGAGAGGGUUUGUUUCUCAGAUCCCUGUCACUGGUCCUCUUCUCCUCGCUCCCCCUCCCCCUUCAUUAAUGCUGUGCCUCUCCACUGAUGAUUUGUCCAUUGGUGCUUUUGCCCUGAGGAAUCCCCAAGGCCAUGCCAGAGGUGAAAGAUGAACAAGAAUCGGGUGGGUGAAUUGCAGCAGGGCUGCCCUGGGAGCUGCAAGGCUGAUGGGCUGAGCCUCCAGAUCUUCUGCUUCUCCACUCUCUUCCAAACCUCACCGCUUCUGUAAAGGGCUGAGAUGGGAGCUGGAAGCUGAGGAGCUCUUAAAAAACUAAACUACCAGCAUUGUUCCUCCUAUUGCAGCCCAAAUUGGUAGCUAGUGUUUUCCCUGGCAAAACUGCUCAGUGGUUUGCCAGGUAAAAUGGGAUCAGCCAGCUUGGAACAAUCACAAAUGUUGAGGAGUGAGUAGAGCCUCAGUUGCAGCUUUCUUCCUGAGGACAGUUUGGAGCAUAUUUUGUAGGUGCUGAAGGGAAGAGCUGGCUGUAAGUGUGGUCAAAGUUGGCAGUUUUGUGGUCUUUUUGGUCUUCUUGUCUGUGAUGGUGCUUUGCUACUGUGCCUCAUUUGCUGUUUACAUAAAGUGCUACUGUAGUAACUUGCUUGUUGUUGCCACCUGUGCUGGAAGCAUGUGUAUGUGGGAACAGACUGUCUGUUCCAACAGGCAGAGGGAGCUCAAGGCUGGUUCCACAGAAAAGUCAGAGGAUGACAGAAUCCUGAAGGAUAGGUCAGGGAAGAAGCUGGAAUGUGGAGGGAGUAGUGACAAACUUUAGUUUGAAAGCAUGAGAGAGAACUGUGGGCAGGAUGGCUCUACCUGAAGCUGAAGAAAACUUCUUCUGUGAAGUAUACAACUUCAGGGAAGGGGAGGCGAAAGUUCUUUUAUAAUUUAAUCAUUCAUAGCAGAUGAUUUUGUCCUGUAGCUUUUUUUUUUUUUUUUUGUUAGUGGCAAACAUACAUCUUUGGGACCUUUAGUCUAUAUCAGUGUUUCAGUGUUAGCAAAUUAUUUGCAGCGUAACUGAACUUCAUGCAAGUCCAGGUUAAUGCUGACCUACCAUCAGAAAGCAGGCACACUGCAGAGGGGUUGUCUCCCCAGUCUAGAAACUAGACUGAAAUAAAGGACUUCAACACCAAGAGCAGGACUAUGAUAGCAUGCAGGAGUGGCUUAGUUGAAAACUGUGAUCCACUUCUUUCAGCUGCUGCUAAACCACCCCAACCCCGCUGUUUGACUUGCAAGUUUGCCAAGACACACAGUGCCCUUCAACAAGCCUUGAGCCCCUGCCUGCACAGCACCUCACCCGCUCUCUGGGUUGCACCAGCAGCGCCCGAGGCUCCACGUGCACAUGGGGGUGACUCCGGAGCCGGGCACUGAAGUCCCAUAUUGGACUUGCUGUGUGUGGUGUAGUGGUGUGACAAGCAAAGGAUCUUGGAUUCAAAUGCAGUGCUUAAAUGGGCGAGGUGACAUGUUCCCUAUCUCAUUGUCAGUGACAUGGAUGUGACAAGCCUUAAUCCUUCAAGAUUUUUCUUUUUUUAAAUUCUGUUAGCAUAAGCUAUAGACAGAUGUUGUCAGUGUUUUGGACACAGUGGAGCAUCCUAUAGACUCCACAGAAAGCGAAGUAAGACUGCAAGUCACAAAAUAUAUUGCCGUGUCAGUGAUGUAAACAUCCCUAGUUGUAUUGCGUUUGUAUGGUUUUUUGUUCUGUUUUUUUUAUGCUUCCUUGCAAUCUGCUCUGAUGUCCUGAAGUUUUUAGCAUCAUUUGAUUUUUGCUCAUGUGGAUAAUUCCAUGUGCUUGCCAAAGACUGCUGUCAUUCUUUAUACCAAUCACUGUGGUGUGGUUAGACCAAGCCCAUUUCUGUCACUGCCCCCAGCUUUGCUCUUCAAUUAACUUUGACUUCAGAUUUGAACUCUGCAUAUCUCCUUUUAGGAAAAAAAAAAAAAAAGAAUAGUUUUAGGUGUAUAAUAUGUAUAAAAGCCACAAUGGGUUUCCUUGCCAAAAUAAUUUGUAACUAAGAAGUACUAGGUGGGUUUUGUCCAGACUACUUGAUACUAGAACAGGUAAAUGCUUGCUAUCCCUUUCUCAGUUUAGUAACAGCAAGCCAGUCACAAUCUUGAUACCUUCACCUGUCUU